AUGAGUGCCGAUAAUAUCACCGUGGGCUCUAUCGAGAAAACCUGUUACUUCUGGAAUAAGACCGGCCAGUGUAAGCAUGGAACGAAAUGUAAUUUUCUCCAUCGCGAUACACCAAUCAUAGCAGACCCUCCGAAAUCAUGGAUCGAUUAUGGCGAUAAAGGCCCCCCACUGAAGGCAACGAGGGCCCCGAGGGUACAAAGCAACAUCAGGGAUAACUCUGAAGAUGGGAAUAGUAGAGAAAAGGUCUUUGAGCCUAACCAUAAAGUUAUGGAAGACGAGCUCGAUUGGGAGCAUCAUAUACCAGCAAAUGAAUGGGAUCAGCAAUCCUCAGCUAGUACUAGAGUGAAUGUAACCGAAUGGUACCCACCAAAAGCUAACGGUACCCAUUCUGUGACGGCAUCUACAUCUGCAUCCAACAAACCAGCGACGCCUGUUCAACAUGCCGAUUUUACUGAGACCCCUACAGUCAUUGGAGACUUAUGGGAAACUUUACUACCAAUUGAUUUUACGGAGUACAGAGACUUAAGAAAAAAGUAUGCCAUGUCGGAUCCAGAAUUCGAUGUUAAUGCCUUGGUUCUGCUCUUGGCUGCAGAACCCUUUCAACUUUCAGACGUUGAGCAGUAUUUAGGUGGAUAUUCAGAUCAAGAUAUUUAUCUAGAUAAGGCUUCCAGAUUCGAAAAGCUCCCACCUAUAUUUUUUGCUGUAGCCACAAACGAACCUAAAGCAUUGAAACUUCUCAUAGCUCGAGGCAUAUCUGUAGACGCGAAUGCUGGUCCAGACAACAUACCGUUGUUAGCUUUUGCUAUCAUGCAUGGAUCAAGAGCCGACACCACUGAGAUGGUGCGGAUUCUACUAGCCAGUGGAGCCGACCCUACACACAUACCCGACGAGUUUAUUUCUUUCGAUCAUUAUUCAUCAAGCCACCAUAGAUUCUCCAGGUCAUCUAAUAGCGAGAUACCAUCAUGGCUGUCAGAGAAGUAUAGAUUUAAGCUUGCCAGCACCAUCAAUAUCUCGCAGAGAUACUGGUUGUUGAAAGCGAGAGGUUUACGUCCACGGACGGAUCGUGAGCAUUUAAUCGCUAGAAUGGAAAGAUGUCCAAAUCUGUUUCAGAUGCCAUUUUGUCUGGUGGGUCAGAGUUUUGCAACAAGCUUUUUGAUGCGGAGAGUAUUGAGCCACUUACUACUCUCCAAAUCGAAUGUGAAGCCUCUGGUUGUAGCUUUUGUCGGUCCAAGUGGACAUGGAAAGACUGAGCUAGCUAAGAGCAUGCGCACAUGUUUAUCAGCAGCAUUCCUGACCAUCAACUGUGCCGAAAUGACCAGCACUGCUGAUCUUUUUGGCUCAACAGCACCAUCCCCAGGUUACGAACAGGGCUCGGCCUUGAACAACUUUUUAUGUCGCAACCACGGGCAAAGAUGUAUUGUGUUUCUGGAUGAAUUCGAGAAAAUGGGACCUGCCGUGCACGAAUCACUUUUAACCCCAUUUGACGAAGGCAUAUACCGCGACCGUCGGGCCGUUAGAAACGAUACGAAGAUAGAUUGUUCAAAAGUGAUAUGGAUCCUUGCCACCAGUAAGGUGGAUAAUAUUAUUGAGCCAUAUUACAGGGCCAAUGUCGAGGCCUUCCAAAAUCCCGAUAACCAGGAUCAACAGCUCCUCGCGAAUAUCAUGAAUGAAAUUGAAAGCAAGUUCUUAAGAAAAUUCAGCAUCGAACUCGGGACAACAUUCGCUGGACGAAUCUCCAUGGUCCUACCAUUCCUUCCGUUCUCGCCCGCCGAGCAAGCUGUAAUUGCGCACAAGUAUCUGCUUGAACUUAAACGUACACUUGCAGCCGAUGUUAACAAAGAAACAAUCAUGGGGCAUAUUAAACUUGAGGUUGAAGGGGAGGCAGCAGUUUGCCGGCAUAUAGCCGAAAAUGGUUACGAAAUCGAAUACGGGGCACGAUCUAUUGAGCGUGAGAUGCAUAAGUCAGUGCGCGAUGCUAUUACACAGGAAUGGUUAGGGUCUACAGACUGGAUUCCUUCCCAAAGAAAGAAUGGUCCAUAUGAAAGAUACCUGGUGUCCCUUGACCCCGCAAAAGAACACGUUGUUGUAUGCAAGAUCCUUGAUAAGAAGGGUAGGACGAGGGCGAGGCAGAACAGAACUUCGGCAAGGCCGGCAGCUGGCCAAGGUGGUUCACAAUUCGAGAGCUCAGUCGGAGUAAGAUCAGGAACGCCAAGUAGUGUUGGUGGUAUGAGAUCAUUAAGAGUAGGAAGACUUAUAGAUAUCGAGCUGGUGAAUGGAUGGGAGGAAUAA
Morchella importuna is the source of this 2289-nucleotide messenger RNA. RefSeq lists its product as uncharacterized. Gene Ontology annotation, biological process: cellular response to heat. The record is from RefSeq and is a predicted model, not a curated record. NCBI's taxonomy places the organism in Eukaryota, Fungi, Ascomycota, Pezizomycetes, Pezizales, Morchellaceae. The coding region runs from base 1 to 2289 and encodes 762 amino acids. Gene Ontology annotation, molecular function: metal ion binding; ATP binding; ATP hydrolysis activity. Gene Ontology annotation, cellular component: cytoplasm. The transcript is spliced from 7 exons.